Marmota monax (woodchuck) is the source of this 2711-nucleotide messenger RNA. RefSeq lists its product as uncharacterized. Bases 1248 to 2072 code for a protein of 274 amino acids. The transcript is spliced from 2 exons. The record is from RefSeq and is a predicted model, not a curated record. Lineage: Eukaryota; Metazoa; Chordata; Mammalia; Rodentia; Sciuridae.
UCUCUUGUAGCUUUUAAAAUUCUCUCCUUAUUCUGUAUGUUGGGCAUCUUCAUUAUAAUGUGUCUAGGUGUGGAUCUCUUAUGAUUUUGCACAUUCGGCGUCCUGUAGGCUUCUAGGAUUUGGGAUUCUGUCUCAUUCUUCAAGUCUGGGAAAUUUUCUCGUAUUAUUUCAUUGAAUAGAUUGCUCAUUCCUUUGGUUUGAAACUCUAUCCCUUCCUGUAUCCCAAUGACUCUUAAAUUUGGUCUCUUGAUGUUAUCCCAUAUUUCUUGGAUGUUCUGCUCAUGGUUUCUUAACAGUCUUGCUAAGCUGUCUAUGUUCUUUUCAAGUUGAAAUAGUUUAUCUUCAUUGUCUGAUGUUCUAUAUUCUAAGUGUUCUACUCUGCUGGUAGUAUUCUCCAUUGAGUUUUUAAGUUGGUUUAUUGCUUCCUGCAUUUCUAGGAUUUCUGUUUGUUUGUUUUUUAUAACCUCUAUCUCCCUGUAUAGUUUAUCUUUUGCUUCUUGGAUUUGUUUAUGUAAUUCAUUGUUGAAGUGAUCUUUCAUUGUCUGAUUUUGCUGUCUGAUGUCUUCCUUGAGACUCCAGAUCAUCUGAAGCAUGUAUAUCCUGAAUUCUUUAUCUGACAUUCCAUUUGCUGCAGAUAUUACCUCUUCUAACGUUGAGUUCACCUGCAUUGCUUGUGGUCCUUUCUUUCCUUGUCUCUUCAUAGUGUUCGCGUUUCUUUCUGCUUGGUGAAACUGUUGUGCUAUUGAAUUUUCCCCCUAUAUAUUUAUAUUGGUCUUGUAUAGUUGCAAAGUCUCCCUCACAGGCGCGGGCGGCGGCUCUGUCCCUCUGCGGGCCGCUAGGCUUGUUCUGUCGGUGGUCGCAGUUCUGCCUACUUUGCAGGCGCAGGCAGCGGCACUGCCCCUCUGCGGGCCUCUGGGCCUGUUCUGCCGGUGGGUCGCAGGUCCGCCUACCUUGCAGGAGCGGGGGGGGGGGCGGCUCUACCCUUCCGCAGGCCGCUGGGCCUGUUCUGUCUGUCGGUUGCAGGUCUGGCCUGUGGUGAGCCGUGUUUGUAGACCGCUGCCGUCAUUAGAAGAUGGCGCCGGUCUCCGUUGUGGAUCUUGGUAAACAACUCCUUAUUUGGGAGAGUUGGCGUGCUGUCCCUCAAUACCCUAUGAGAAAACCCCGCGUGGCAGCUUUGGUUUGGACUUGAGUAAGCUUUAUUAGGCUGUGCUUGGGCGCUCGGCGGGGGGGUCGCUAGAAGAUGAUACAUGAAACAAGGCCUGAAUAAACUGCUGAAAGAAGAAUCCUGUGUCGUGUUUUCCCUUGCCGGCGAGGGGUCGCGACAAUUGGUGGCCCGGACGGGGAAUUAUAUUCCUCGAACCCAGGAUCCAGAACUUUCAGCAGUCAGGGUGGUGCACCGAUUUAAUGAUUCCAGAAAUACCUCUCAAAUCAUCGGACAGUACCUGGCCGGAAACUGGUCCAUGGAAGCAGAGAAGUUGAUCCAGACCCAACUGACACAAAUUGCCAUGUUGAACAACACUCGUGUGGACCCUGUGACAUUGGGCCAAUUUACGAAUUGGCUGUCUUCUUUUUCUUUCUUUAAGGAAUGGGUGGAAAUAAGCAUUUUUGGAGCAAUGUGUUGUUUUGGGGUUGUCCUUUGUCUGUGGCUUUUCUGUCGCCUAAGAGCUCGCCAUAGCCAAGAAAAGGCUAUGAUCGUCCAGGCUUUUGCAGCCCUAGAGAAUGGUAUCUCUCCACAAGCUUGGCUUGCGCAACUUAAGCAACAAUUUCCUGGGUUUUGGCCAUUGCACCCCAAGUUAUCUUUGACAUUGCACUGGGAUUGGCAUGCCCUCCUCUUCCUGCCUUCCCAGUUAUGGAAGGCCCAUGCACUCUGCAGGCCUUGUUGCCAUUGCACGCAGGUGGGCUUCCAUGCUGGUGCUGCACUUUAUGCUUUGGACCCUUCGUUUUCUCAGGGGCUGAGAGAUGGUGUUGCCACUUCCAACCUCAUAGUCACUGACUGGCUACCUGUAAAAUCCCCCUUCUUUUUCACCGUCAACACGAUGCAGGAUGCGAGGCAAGGCACUGCACUUGAGUGAUCCGAUCUCCGGACCUCAAGGGAAGCAUGUCCUAUUGCAUACGGGUUUGUCCCACGAAAAAAGGCGUUGGCUGAUAUGGUGUCAGAUCUAGGGAAGGCGCCUCCUUGGGACUGAGCCAUACAUUGCAGCCAUGUUUGCACAGUGGGAUAGGACCUCUACUUUCGCCUGCAUUGUUUUUUAAGAGAUAAGGGGGAACUGUGGUGAGCCGUGUUUGUAGACCGCUGCCGUCAUUAGAAGAUGGCGCCGGUCUCCAUUGUGGAUCUUGGUAAACAACUCCUUAUUUGGGAGAGUUGGCGUGCUGUCCCUCAAUACCCUAUGAGAAAACCCCGCGUGGCAGCUUUGGAUUGGACUUGAGUAAGCUUUAUUAGGCUGUGCUUGGGCGCUCGGCGGGGGGUCACUAGAAGAUGAUACAUGAAACAAGGCCUGAAUAAACUGCUGAAAGAAGAAUCCUGUGUCGUGUUUUCCCUUGCCGGCGAGGGGUCGCGACACUGGCCUGUUCUGUUGGUGGUCGCAGGUCCGCCUACCUUGCAGGCGCGUGGGGCAGCUCUGCCGGUGGGUCACAGGUCCACCUACCUUGCAGGGGGGGAGGGGGCGGCUCUGCCCCUCAGCAGGCCGCUGGGCCUGUUCUGCCGCUGGUCA